AUGUCUUAUAAAACUUAUAAUUUAUUAUGGGGAGAAGCACAAAGAACAUUAGAUGAUGCACUUCAAAUAGAUACAAUAAUACAAACGGAAAAAUUACAAAGGGAAGAAGCUUUACAAGCCGUAAGCGAAUUAUACGUUAAAUAUAUAGUAAUAGUUAAAAAAUUAGAUCAAUGUUACGAUCAAAUGUUACAACCACAAAAACGAUUAAUCAUACGAAAAGUAUUGGAUGCGACAAUCGGAAGGGUUUUGGAAAUGAAACAAGAAUUGGUAAAUCUCGACAUGUCGGAAUUUAGUUAUUUCGAUGGGAUUUUAACGGAAAUGAAUUUACUACCCCAAGACGUAGAAAUCGGAGUCCCGAAAUAUUACAAGAGAGAAAGGGAAAAUGAAAUAAGGGAGAAAAAAAAAACAAUGGAUGACAUAUUGAAAAAAUUAGGAUAUUUAGAUGAAGAAGAACCGGAAAAGGAAAUGUCGUUGGAAAAUGCGAUACGAUUGAUUCAGGUACACGAAAGAGCGAGACAAGGAAGAUUAAGAUUUCAAUUUAUGAAAGAAAUAAAAAUGCUCAAAGAAAAAAGUAAACCUGAAGCAUUUGGUGGAUCGCAAGCGAGUUCUAAUUUUGCUGCUGCUAUAAGAAUACAAAAAACAUGGAGAGGCUACAUCGAAAGAAGAAAAAUUUUCCGUAAAAAAAUGGAAGAAAUGUUAUUGAUCGGUAUGGUUCAUCCGAGUUUCGUAUCAAGGGAAGAAAGGAAAAAAGCAGAAGAAAUAGAAAAAAUAAGAAGGAAAUUACAAGAUGAAUAUCAAAAGGAUUACGAAAAGCUUAACGAAAUAGAAAAAGAAUCGUGUAGGAAGAGAAAAGAAGGGAAAUUAAUCGAGGACAUGAUUGAUGAAAUAAGAAGUUGGUACAUGCAUGUUAAAAAUCAAACAGGAAAAUUUCCAGAAAUUCCUUCGGAUGAUUCCGGUGGUUCGGCAUUGAUUUUUCGUUCGAGCAGUCGUCAAGGUACCGAAACGUCAUUGAGUAAAUCCACCGGAGGUUCAAGCGAAAGAAGUAAAAAAAGCAGAACGAAAGAAGAUACGAAUAAGAAAAAAAUGAUGGAAGAAGAUGAUGAAGGUUUUAAAAUAUCACCAUCGAAUUUUCUACAGGAAUUAUUAAAUUCUAAAAUGGAAUUCGAUUUGUUUUGGAAUGAAAAAUUAAACGAUACGGAUGAACGACCGUACCUCGAUAUGAUUAAGGCCGAAAACGAAGCAGAAGUUGAAAAAGAAUUACGUAAAAUGGUCGAUGCGAUGAUGAGAGAAGAAUUAGAAAUUCUACAAGCUGCUUUAGAUCGUGAUAGAGCUAAAAAAGGUAAAAAGAGCAAACGUGUAAAUAAAAAAAAGGGUAAAAGAACAGGUAAAAAAAGUAAAAAGAAAAAAGAAAAAGAUUUAACACCGGAUAGAACGUUAGAAUCACUUUUCGAAGAACUCAUAACGAACGGUAUAAUAAAAAAAUAUCCGGAAACAUUGAUAACGGAUUUCAAAGGUGAAAAAUCAUUUGCUAAUUUUGAUUUACGUCAUAGUGGAAAAGAUCCACUUCCGGCAUUGGGUGACAUACGUCAGGUCAUAACGGAAUAUUGCAUACUACCACUCGGAUCGAAAAUCAUACAUCAAAAUUCACCCUUCAUAAGAUCACUUUUAAUAGCUGGACCACGUGGAAGUGGUAAAAAUAUGUUGGUUCAUGCAAUAUGUACAGAAGUGGGAGCCAUUUUAUUCGAUUUAAGUCCUGCUAACAUUGUUGGAAAAUAUCCUGGUAAAUCGGGAUUGAUCAUGUUAAUGCAUCUCGUUAGUAAGGUUGCAAGGCUCAUGCAACCGGCUGUUAUAUACAUGAACGGUGCGGAAAAACCAUUUAUGAAAAAAGUACCAAAAACGGAUAAAACUGAUCCGAAAAGAUUAAAAAAGGAUUUACCGAGAUUAGUUAAAAGUUUUUGUUCGGAGGAUCAAAUUAUGUUAAUCGGAGUAUCGAACACGCCGUGGGAAUGCGAUCAAAAAGCAUUGCAACAAACAUACAAUAAAUUUAUUUUCAUACCAAAACCUGAUUAUUCUAGUUUGAAUAACAUAUACAUGGAACUUUUCUUUAAUUAUUCCGGUGUUAGUCGUCAAUUUGAUGUUGGAGCCAUGGCAAAAUUAUCCGAUGGUUACACGGUUGGAUCUAUUAUAGAAAGCGUAAAAGAAGUUAUGUCUUGCAAAAGAGUUCUUCAACUUGUCGUACAACCUUUAACACACUACGAAAUAAUAAAUGCGUUAAGUAAAAGACAACCCAUAUAUAAAGAAGAAGAGGAAGCUUUUUUACAAUGGUAUUCGAAAACACCGAUAGCUCGGAAAAAAUAUAAAUAUUUAGAAAUGUUACGGGAAGAAGAAAUAAACAUGCAAAAAAAUCAAAAUUGA
This is a messenger RNA of Pediculus humanus corporis (human body louse), 2415 nucleotides long. RefSeq lists its product as uncharacterized. The transcript is spliced from 15 exons. The record is from RefSeq and is a predicted model, not a curated record. Lineage: Eukaryota; Metazoa; Arthropoda; Insecta; Psocodea; Pediculidae. Gene Ontology annotation, molecular function: ATP hydrolysis activity; ATP binding; protein binding. The coding region runs from base 1 to 2415 and encodes 804 amino acids.